AUGCUCCCGGCCGCCGCCGCCCCCGCCCCGCCGCCGCUGCUGUGGCCGCCGCCCGCGGAGCCCCCCGCCCCCUGGGCCUGGGUGCUGCCCGCGGCCGCGGGGCUGCUCCGGGUGGGCGCUGCCAACGCCGGGGUCCCCCCGCCCCCGCCGCUGCUGCUGCCGCCCCCCGCCCCCGCCGUGCUGCGGGGCUGGCGCGGCCCCGCAGAGCCGCUGCUGCCGCUGCUGCCCGCGACCACCGAGCCGCUGCUCCAGGGGCAGUGGAUAUUUGGAGCUCAUUCCCCGGUCAUAGGAUUUUCCCCUUCUUCGAGCGUGGAAUUUGUCCCUGUUUUCCCCCCCGUGUUCACGACUUCGGUUCCGCCUCACACUGGGAAAAGCUGGAUCGAUAAAAGGCUGCCCAACUGCAAAAUAUACUUGAACAAUGCAUUUGCUCUGGAUUCAGCCUGGAUACAUCCUGAGGAGUCCAGGCUGUUCCAGGGAGCUGAGAAACCUCUGCUGAUGACCAACCAAGUAGCUCUGGCUGUAGCCAGGCCAGCUGCUGCCUCCAGGCCACUGCCCACACUGGUGUUGGCACCUCAGCUGGUACCAGGUGGUUGCCAGAACAGCCUGAAGGCCAUGGGUGCCAACCAGACCCUGGCUCUGGCCACGGCGGCCGUGGUGUCGGUGGAGCCCGAGGCCCCCCAGCCCUGCCACCUCCUCACCUUCUCCCCACUCAAAAUCCCUCUGGUGGCUUCGCCCUUCCCAGGUUCUGGCUCCAGGCUGGAUGCCCACGUGGGUCCCUUGAUGCCAGCUCAAGUCACCCGCGUCACCGCGGUGUCCGCGCCGGCUGUGACGUUCAUGGCCACCAACCUCAUGGACCAGGCACUGACAGAUCAUGGCAAAGAAUCAAGCAGAUCCUCCUGCCCCCCGACCCUGAUCCUGCACACGGACAGGAAGAGUGUCCCUGUGGACAGUGACAGCGACAAGGGUCAUUCCUUUAAACUGGUGGCUGAGGGUGACAGCGCAGCCAAUGGCAAUAAGCCCGUGGCCUCCACCCCCGUGCCGGGGUCACCAUGGUGUGUGGUGUGGACUGGAGAUGACAGGGUGUUCUUCUUCAACCCCUCCAUGCAGCUCUCGGUGUGGGAGAAGCCGCUGGACCUGCGGCACCGCGGGGACAUCAACCGGCUGCUCGAGGACCCCCCGCACAAGCGCAAGCUGGAGGCUGCUCCAGCAGACAAGUGUGUUAGUUCUUGCCCAGGGGAUGAAAACGAUGAUCUCAACAUCAAAACUAAGAGAAAUAAAACAGAAGAUUCCCAAGCUGCUGGCCUGGAGAGGGCUGGAGUGGAGGAGAGGAAUGAGGAGACAUCUGCCCCCCAGAUCACCCCUCCCCUGGAGGAGAGGAUCACCCACUUCCGAGACAUGCUGCUGGAGAGGGGGGUUUCAGCAUUUUCUACGUGGGAGAAAGAAUUACACAAAAUAGUGUUUGACCCCCGGUACCUCCUGCUGAACUCAGAGGAGCGAAAGCAGAUCUUUGAGCAGUUUGUCAAGACCCGGAUCAGAGAGGAGUACAAAGAGAAGAAAAACAAACUGUUGUUGGCCAAAGAAGAAUUUAAAAAGCUUCUGGAAGAAUCCAAGUUGUCACCAAGGACAACAUUUAAGGAAUUCGCGGAGAAACACGGCCGAGACCAGCGGUUCCGCCUUGUCCAGAAGAAGAAGGACCAGGAGCAUUUUUUCAAUCAGUUCAUACUUAUUCUCAAAAAGAGGGACAAAGAAAACAGGAUAAGGCUACGGAAAAUGAGAUAAGAACUCCUGAAACUGGCAAUAAAGACACGAGGGAGCCCAGGCUGUGACCGCAGGGAGGAACUUGAAGGAGAAGGAGGUCAGGGUUCAGUGUUCAACAGCACGACAAUGAGUGGGUUUCCCAGGGAAAAAACUUGCUCUAAAUAGAGUUUCUUGACCAUCUCUGGGAUUUGUGAAGGCUGUUCUGCAGGAAUCUGAAGGAUAUUUUGUUCUCAAAGAAUUAAUGUUUCAUAUUGAAGCUCUCUUUUGUACAACAUCCAGAGUUUGAUGCAUUUCUAAUUGCCAUGAUAUGUCAAUCCCUUAAUUGUUUUAAUUAUGCAAAUUACUUGUAAUAUACACAAAUUAUGAAUCCAGUGCAGGUUUAUAAUUAAGCAGAAGCAGAUGCCAUCCAUAACCAUCUCAAGGUAUUUUCAUCAUUAGGGGAAUUAUCUCAAGCAACCUUUUGGCAACUUUCUGCAUUCCCAGUGUGUGGAGGUCUGGUGGUCACAGGAAUCCAUUCCCCACUGCUCAUACGUCUCUGUCCAGUCCUCUGAGUAGUAGUAAUCAGAUAUUAAUUGUUAAUAUUGGUGAAGAGUGUGAAAAUCUUGGCAUAUGUCCCAUAGGAAAACUCUCUCAGAACUUCCCACCCCCUGUGACCGGUGCUCCGGGCGGGCGAGAGCGACACUUCUCCCUCAACGUCCCCAAAACCAAGUUUUGUAAAGCCAUCCCCGUCUGGGUUCUGUUACUGUCUGUGAAAAGUCUGCAUGAGAUUUUUCUCAUCAUAUUUGUAUAAAUAAAUAUUUAACUUUUUUAAUUAA
Messenger RNA from Myiozetetes cayanensis, 2573 nucleotides. RefSeq names its product transcription elongation regulator 1 like (gene TCERG1L). Gene Ontology annotation, cellular component: nucleus. Gene Ontology annotation, molecular function: RNA polymerase binding; transcription coregulator activity. Lineage: Eukaryota; Metazoa; Chordata; Aves; Passeriformes; Tyrannidae. The record is from RefSeq and is a predicted model, not a curated record.